This is a messenger RNA of Solea senegalensis (Senegalese sole), 4372 nucleotides long. RefSeq names its product golgi phosphoprotein 3a (gene golph3a). The record is from RefSeq and is a predicted model, not a curated record. Gene Ontology annotation, cellular component: cytosol; Golgi cisterna; trans-Golgi network. The transcript has 4 exons. Gene Ontology annotation, biological process: Golgi vesicle budding; Golgi to plasma membrane protein transport; Golgi organization. NCBI's taxonomy places the organism in Eukaryota, Metazoa, Chordata, Actinopteri, Pleuronectiformes, Soleidae. Bases 246 to 1127 code for a protein of 293 amino acids. Gene Ontology annotation, molecular function: phosphatidylinositol-4-phosphate binding.
GUUCAGCAGCACCAUCACUGCACGCACGGCGCCAUAUUACACGCACGUUACACGACUGCAGAGGAGCGGGGAUCCACAUGUCGUCAUCGGUGCUCAGGCCGCAGUAGCCGCCGUGGACAACAUUCGAUGUAACCGCUCUAUGUUUGACACCAAGUAACCCAAUCGAACAUCUCCGGCAGCGCCGUCCGGGGCGUCUCGUUUUCGUCGUCGUCGUCGUCGUCGUUCAGCUAACUCGCCGGGCAGACAUGAGUUCCUUGACUCAGCGGAGCUCGGGCCUCGUACAGCGGCGGACCGAAGCCUCGCGCAACGCCGCCGACAAAGACCGUCCGUCCGCCGAGGAGGACCACGAGUCCCGCCGGGGCGACGAGCUGGAGGACGACGACACCGGGGACUCGAAAGAAACGCGUCUCACUCUGAUGGAAGAAGUGCUGCUGUUAGGCCUGAAGGACCGAGAGGGCUACACCUCGUUCUGGAACGAUUGCAUUUCAUCAGGGUUGCGAGGGUGCAUGCUGAUAGAGCUGGCUCUGAGGGGACGCCUGCAGCUGGAGACAUGUGGCAUGAGGAGGAAAGGUCUGCUGGCCAGGAAGGUCAUCUGUAAGUCAGACGCUCCCACAGGUGACGUGCUCCUGGAUGAAGCUCUGAAACACAUCAAAGACACUCAGCCGCCGGAGAGCGUGCAGAGCUGGAUCGAACUGCUCAGUGGAGAGACCUGGAACCCCCUGAAACUCCACUAUCAGCUGCGGAACGUCCGCGAGCGUCUGGCCAAAAACCUGGUGGAGAAAGGCGUCCUCACAACUGAGAAGCAGAACUUCCUGCUGUUUGACAUGACCACACACCCUCUGACCAACAACAACAUCAAGCAGCGCCUCAUCAAGAGGGUCCAGGAGGCCGUACUGGACAAGUGGGUGAAUGACCCCCAACGAAUGGACAAGCGGCUGCUUGCGCUCAUCUUCUUAGCCCAUUCCUCUGACGUGUUGGAAAAUGCCUUUGCUCCGCUGCUCGACGACCAGUAUGACCUGGCCAUGAAGAGAGUGCGGCAGCUGCUGGAACUGGAGCCUGAGGGGGAGAGCAUGAAGGCCAACGCCAAUGAGCUGCUAUGGGCCGUGGUGGCCGCCUUCACCAAAUGAAGGUUCCACACACACGCACACACACACACGCACACACGCACACACAGGACAGAAAGCAGUCAUGGCAUUCAAGUGGCAUUUUACGUUGGGAUAGGAAUCACGAUACAGACCCCGACAUGGUGACUUGACUUACAGUUCCCUCCUGCCUGGACUUUUGGAAUGGGCUGCCCUCUUUUCUUGUCCCCCUCUCAUCUUCAUUUUAUUUUCCUUCCCAGAGAAACUGUCCUCGUUGAUCCUUCAUGCCCCGCCCCCUCCUCCAUGUGUCCUUCAUGUCUUCACUUUUGCUAAAAGAUGGAAUGAAGCGGUUGGCGAUGACGUGGGUGUAAACGGCUGAAAUCGAGAUGUUAAUUCCGAUCCUCAUUGUUUUCUGUCGGGUUUGUCUUUGAAGUUCUGAGAGGUAUCUCAUGCACGGCAGCGUCACGACACACCUGAUGCUACGACGACCAGCGCAGUGAACACACGGGCGAGGAUAUGCUGUGAGAACACCAUGACUGUCUCACUUUGUAUCAAGCAGUUGUCUUUUCUUUUUUACGUAUCGUUGAUGCCUCUUAAAGUGAUAGCUCAGGUUUUAUGAAGUGCUGUUGUACACUGUGGAGCACUGACUGUGCUGAGCACGCCACCAUAGUGAAGAAGCAGCCCGACACACGGACACUACUGAACAUGGCUGCCAGCAGGACAUUGACCUCACCGUUGAACAGCCUGUUCACUUUGUUUUGCUCUGUCGGCGUCCACAGAGAGAACCAGACGUUUUGUUGUGCGCCCCCUGCUGCCUGUGACACGUCACAGCAGCUCCCACACAAUAAACAUGCUGAUUUUUCUCUCUGGACUUUGGUAUGACAGAGUGAUUCAGUGGCGGACAUAUUGUCAUGAUGUCUCAUAGACUACCUUGGACUACAACUGCCUUUUAAAACCCCUGAACUAUCCCUUAAAUCCAUCCCAUCCAUUAUUACUACGCCCUUCUGUGCGAGGACAUAGUGGGACACUGUCGUGGUUCACGUGGCCCGUUUAUUGGUUGAUAGGUCACAUGAUCUACACGGUGUAAAGCAGGUGACGUGUGAACCGCUGAGCCACCGUGAACCCCUGACAGUUUGGUUGUAUUUGUAAUUGCUUAAUGUUCUACAAACUCACAAUAACAGAGAUUUGGGAGAAAAAAUGAGGUUAAAAUCUUCAGUGAAAAUCAAAUCAUGGUACACAUUAUGAACACUUUGUGGCUGAUAUAAAUACAAGGUAUCGUGAAGCCCUCGGGAGGCUAAAGGAAUCUGUUGAUUUUAUUGUCAGAACAUGAAUUAGUUUGAGUCAUAAAAUGAAGAUAAAAAUGUUAAUCAUUUCUUCCUCAAAUGUUUUAUUUUCUUUACAAACCAAAGAUAUUUUCACACUCUUCAAUAUUAAAAUUCUGAUCAACGCUAUUGUGAUUCAAACGUUAAACACUUGAAGGACCUCAGUUGUUGAAAUGUUUGAAUUUAAAGGUGAAUUCAAGGGUGACGGAAAGAUCUGCUUUAAAACAGAUUGUAUUUGUGUCAUAACGUCUAAAACUACAUGAAAUCUAGAAGAGUCUCAGUGUUAGUGUUAGUGCUGGGACGACAUGGUUUUGUCCUGAUUAGUUUGUAUCUUUUUACUUAAAACCAUUAUUGAAUGUUAUGAAUGAAUGAGUCAGUAACCCUCGAGUUAUUCUUGGUUUAUUCCAACCAUCUAAACUGAAUGGGACGGGGAAACAUAGCUGCUGUAAUUAGCUGCUCAUGCUAAUAAUAAAGCAAAUACAAUCAGGCUAAGUAGAAGAGAAAGUGUGUUUGUAGCCUAAUGAUGAAGAGUAAUGAAAAAGUAAAAGACUGGGAUCAUGGUCUUCAGACUUGACUGAAUGACUUAUUUAGACAUUCCAAAUAAACAGUCAGUUCUUUGUUAAUGGUUUAGUCCAAAAUGGUUUCAACAUCCAACACAAAAGCAGCUUCAUUCACGACGAGCAGCAGCCUCGACCUGCACUCAUGUUCUCCGUCACAAUCGAAGACUUACGUCACCGCUCUGUGUGUGUGUGAGUGUGACCCACGGAACGUUGUUGCGUUUAACAUGUAACUCUUAUCCAGUCAGUGAGCGGUUACACUUCAAAGUGACACGGAGGAAACGUCAUAGCUGAGCACACGUGCGUGUCUUACCGUGUCGUGUCGUGUCGUGCAGGUGGAUCGAUGACGAUGACGAUGAGCGGCCCUCGAACAAACAGCCGUGGAGUCAGUUUUCUGACGUCGUGUGAAAAAGUUUCGCUCGCUCCACUUUGAAAGCAACGUGCGCUUCCGCUUCUGCGUAUGACGUCACUCACGGCGCGCGGCAUAGAAUUAAACUGAAUAGAUCGGCCCAUUGUCACCGGUUCACGAUCUAGAAAGUCAGUGGUCAUCGUUGCCAACGGUGAAACAUCACUGCAUGAUAAUAAUUAGAAAGCAAAUACAAACAUGGAAGUUGGAACCUGAACAACAUUAAGGUUUUUAAAGAAUAAUCAUGAAAUGUACCUGCAGAAAUACGCCUUUACUUCACGUAUCUGUUGAGUAACAUCAACAAAUAUGCUGCGCUGCAUUCACAUCAGGACUGAGGUCAGAGUUCACCACGCUCCACUUCAUGCUUCACGUGCUAUUUUUCUAAAAGAUGUCACACCACUAAUUCAUCUUAAAUGUCAAAGAGGAGUUUUAAGACACAGAAAAGUUACUUAGUUAAAAAAUCAGCACAUUGUUGUACAAUAUUUAAUAGUUCAGAGGAUGAAGAUAUGAUAUUUGACUUACUGCUGUCGCGUUUAGUCGUACUUUAUUAUGGAAGACGCUGUCGUUAAUGUGAUAAAUCCACUGAUGACUCACGAAAGCGAAUCAGAAGAAAAUGAGUGUAUACUUAUGUAUUUAUAUCAGUCACAAAUGCAAAAGGACAUUUUGUAUCCCAAUUACAGUCAGCGUCAUCUUUGUGCACUUUGUGCUUUAAAACCAUCCAAAACGAAGCCUUUCAUGUUUCUUUCUGCCUCAAUUCACUUUAUAAAUUGUACUUUCAUCCAUGUUUCAACUGUUUUCUGUUUUAAAUGUUUUGUUUUCACGCAGCUUCUGAUGUGAAAGACACAGCUGAUCACUGAUUACCCUCUGAUAUUGUAUGUAGCAUAGGGCCGGGGGGGAUUGGUAAUGGGAGAUUAUACGUGUUCUAUCUGAAUAAAGGGACCUCUAAUCUGUGUUCUGUCUUUGACCCUUGAAAAUAAACCAUGAGCUUGGAAGUGCCUAAUCAUA